This is a messenger RNA of Girardinichthys multiradiatus, 3778 nucleotides long. Its product is annotated as ADP-dependent glucokinase-like. Gene Ontology annotation, molecular function: ADP-specific glucokinase activity. The record is from RefSeq and is a predicted model, not a curated record. Bases 37 to 1518 code for a protein of 493 amino acids. Gene Ontology annotation, biological process: glucose metabolic process. NCBI's taxonomy places the organism in Eukaryota, Metazoa, Chordata, Actinopteri, Cyprinodontiformes, Goodeidae. The transcript is spliced from 7 exons. Gene Ontology annotation, cellular component: endoplasmic reticulum.
GCCACCCAGAGCCGCCGUAGGCAGAGGGAGCGGGCGAUGAUGGAAGGGGGAAGCAGGCUUCCGUGGACGAAGUAUGGCUCUGUUCUGUCCUUGUUCGUGGUUCUGUUAGCUAUCUGGUUCCGUUCACCGCAGGACACAGUGCUGGACGACCGGCUGGACACGGUGUUGUCGUCUCUGCUUCGGGCGGAGAGGAAAGUCGGGGUUAAUAACGCCAGACCCAGAGUUGCAGUUGGUUUUGGGGGUUGUGUUGACCUCAUAGUAGAUGGUGUGUCGUUCCUAAAUAAGAUGGGCGUCUCUCACACAGACCAGCCGCUGCACCAUGACUAUCUAGAAAAUGCUGAACAACUGGCUCAGAGCUUUGCCUACUUCUUUGCACCAGGAGCUGCUGCAGAGCGUUUUAUGAUUAAUGAAACCCUCUUUAGUGAGCUGGUCGAGGGCGCCCGUGACUUACCUGGAAACAGAUGGUCUGUAGGUGGAAAUGCUCCUGUGAUGGCCGGUCGAAUGGCAACAGAGGGAUGUGACGUGUUGUUAGGAGGAAGUUUCAGCCCCGAUUUUACUGAGGUUCUGUCCCAGCACAUUGCAGUGGCUGGUAAAAUGAUAGAAGAGCCAGACAUACAUCUGAUCCUGGAAUAUUCAUCUGGUGCCAGCUGGGGGACCUAUACCUCACGUAGAGCCAACAGAUAUAUCAUUCACAGUGAUGCCCAUAACCCCUACUUGGACUCCUUGGAAGAGUUUGCUGAGAAACUUGAAGACUUCAAGCCUGAUCUGUUAGUGGUGGGAGGGCUUCAAAUGAUGGACAACUUCCCCUUCAAUUCAGGUGAGCGAGAGGCGGUCCUCUCCCAGCUGGCAGACCUGCUGACCUCCUCAUCUCCUCAAAUCGGCAUCCAUUUUGAGAUGGCAAGUUUUGUGGAGGAGAACAUAGUAGACGACCUUCUUCACUAUGUCAUCCCCCAUGCGGACUCUUUAGGCAUGAAUGAACAAGAACUCCCCAAUCUUCUCAGCCUUCUAAAAGGCUCCAACAUCACUGUGCUGUCAGACCCAAACCCUCGCGUAGCUACUGUCCUCGACCAGAUGAGGGAGGUUUAUCGCAUCCUGAACCAGCGCUACAAGGAUGCUAACUCACACAGUGAGGCCAACAAUGGUAAAUCAAAGGGUAAGCCACUGACUCGUCUCCAUGUCCACACUCUGGCCUUUCAGGCCAUGAUAGUGACGCACGGCUCUCAGUGGAAGAACACCAUGUCCGCUACAGCCAAGGCGUCGCUCACGGCUAACCGUCACGUCUGCGGCUCAAAUGACAUCGACCUCAGCAAAGCUAGGCUCAUCAUGGACGACUCGUUCUCCAUUAGCCAUCGUGAGGGCAGCCAGCGUAUCCCGCUGCAGGAGACCAGGCCAGUCAGCUGCUGGGAUGAGGACGACUACCAGAUCUGUGUGGCGCCAGUGCUGGUGUGCACUGAGGUUUAUCAAACUGCAGGUGGAGGGGACAACAUCUCAGCUGCUGGCUUGGUUCUGCAGAUUUAAAAAGGAACACCAAAUGGUCCUUUUGACCCUGGAAAGUUUGUGUAGGUGUGAUGCACCCUACCCUGCAGGUACUGAUAUGGCUACAAGACUACGGAUAUCACAUCUGCUGCUCCUGGCCUAGAUGAAAAAUAGGAAAAACUCAUUAUUGUUACUUAAGAGUCAGAUCAUGGGUAUUUCUAUAGCUUACUCGGUUCUAACUUCUAAAGGGAAGCAACAGUAAUAACUGCAAUUUAACAUUUAUUUGUUUUUCUAAUCUAACUAAACGUUCUUUAGUUUACUCUCAAAAUUAACUGUUUUCCUUCUCUUCAGGACAGUGUCACUGAUCCACCCUCCGCUGCAACAAUAUUAAUACUUAGUUGCUACUUUAUUUCUACUCUAGUUUGAUUUUUAGCAAAUAAUCAUCUGGCAAACAGUUUGAUUCUCUUUUACUCUGAUAAAUCUGCUCCAUCAUCUGACUCCAGUGAUUUUAAUGGCUUGUUCUUCUAUUUCUCUGAGGCCUUAAAAAAACUUGACACAUCUGGAUGAGAUGAAGAGGCAUGAAGUUCUGAUGUAAUCAGAUGUAGAUCAUAGGUUUCUUUUGCAGCACUCAGCAGUUAUAUUAUGAUUUUUGACCAAGAUUUGCACAACCAUCUUUUGUAUGAUUAGAUAUAUUUAGAUUUCCUCCUGGAACGCAGUGGACAUUUGAUGAAAGAAUCAGAAAUGAUUAAAUCUGUUUCUUGGCAGGACGUGAAUUACAAAUGCCUCACUUGCCUUUUAGCAAAUAAUUAUAUUGUAGAUAGGGCGAGUGUUAAGUGGAAACCUGUCAGAUUCAAACUGUUGAGAUACCUUAUGCCUCUGCUUUCUCUUUCUCUGAGGUAAAUUCUCCAUAAAAUGCUUUGGGUUCUCCCAGUAUAUGUGAAAAUUGUGCAGAGGUUCUGGUAUGUCUGUGUUUGGACUGUAAUUUCUCUGUGGUUCAGUUGGAGUGAAAUAAGACAAAAUGUGAAGAGAGUGCUUCUGGUUGCUGGCUAUAAUUAUUUCCUCUGUAUCUCCAUGAUCUUUCAGCUUAUUCUUUCAUCGCCUUGUUUAUGGCUCCUCUAAAACCAAAUGACCCAUGUGGUUUGCCGUAGACAAGCUGCAUUUCUCAUUAUAUUGCUGGAUUAAGUGGAACAAUAGCUCAUCUUUAGUUUUUUGGGAUUUUUAAACAUGGGAUUGUAAUCUGUACUUGAAACCAAUGUUAAUCAAUAUAAACACCAUCGAUACUUUGAAGCAGUGGACCAUUGAUGAAGUAUAUAUUUCUAUGUUUAGUCCUAUCUCCCUCAUAGAAGAUUAUAAGGCUCAUAACUCAUGAAUUAACACUGGUGCUGGUACCAGAUGUAUUGUGACUUUUCAACCCAUGCUUCCUUUUUUUUUUAAAUAACACCUGAACAUUGUACUUCUAAUUGCAUUACAUUUAUACAUUUACUUUGUUUUUAUUCACUAAUGCAACUGAGCUUUAACUGAAAUGAAGCCAACUCCAAUAUUUUCUCACUAUGUGCGAAUCAAACAUUCCAGCCGCUGUUGUUCUCUCCUGUCUGGGAGAAUGAAAUAUGUUUCGGCCCCAUAUUGUAACAUAUAAAGUAACAAUUGUUUUCUUGGUUUAAAAAGAUCUCUUUUUUUAAUGAGCAAAAGCAACUUUAUAUGUGGAACACAUGGUUUUUGUUACAAAGAAAGAGGUCAGAACAUGGGAAUAAAAUGUGAAAAUCCCUUUAAAUCUUUGCUGUAUUGAUUUGAUGGCAACUGGUGAAGCUGAGGGUAAAUGAGCCUUAAUCUGUUUUCAAUGUUGGUGUUUGGUAAAAUCCGGUUGUUUAAUAGAGCCUAUUUCUCUUGAUUUCUAUUUGGGUUUUUUUUCCUUAUGAAUUUGUCUUAAGUUGUAAUUUAAAGGCUAAUUUGCCAGUGCUUUCCUGUGGACUGAAAUACUGUAGCAUGAAUUCAUACUCACUGGGGAACUGUCACAGCACUUAUCUAAAGUAGAUAAGUCGUAUUAUGUGUGUUUUACAUCUGUGUGAUUGUUUCAUGCAUGUUGAAUCAUUGCAGAACCAUCUGAGAUAAAAUUACAAUCUUAUCAGCAAUCAUUGCUUUGUUUAUUAUUACUAUUAGUUAUGUUUUUUUUUUUUGCUGCAAAUAUAAAGCAAGCAUUAGCUUUACUUCUGGCUAUAAAGCUGAACUCUAGUUGGUGUGAUACGUCAUGGCGUCUCGAUCACAGCAUAAAGCAGCACAAUUAAAAUUGUUUUUUCUCUUCUCA